CGGAUGGGUGGUUUAGCAAAGCUUCCGUUACAGUGUUUAGGAAUAUACAGACGAAGUUAGCGCAAAAGUGCAGAGCAGUCUCUAGCCGUGCUAACAAACUGGAUUAGCUGGCUCGUUAGCUUGGCAUCAUGGCUAUGUAGCCAGCACGCUAAUAUUGUCUCGGCUGGAUAGCUGCUAACAUCAGCAAGGCCGCCAUUGAAGUCGUGUGUGCGGUUUGUCUGGUGCUGCCGCAGUAAAGGAGGGCUGUAGGUCUGUAGCCAAGAUUAGUCGCGUCCUCUCGAGCAGCAGCCGAAGCUCUUGCCUGAUACUGUUCGGGUCGUUUGCAGUAUUUUAAGCUACGUUUACCCAGGGAUUUGGAAUCUACGUGGAUCCUAGUAUCUGAUUGCUGACAAGAACACCAGCGCGGCAGCGAACAAAACAACGCUUUUUAUUCCCCGAUUCCUUAUUGAGUCAUCGUCCGGCAAGAAAACGGAGGUCGUGGGGCUGGAGUGUGUUCUCAUGGCCGAGUCAGAGACUGAAUGUGACACACCCGGCCUUGACACACUUGGGUCGGAGUGUGUCAUAGCCCACAGCCAUGUCGACCUUCAUUACGGAGCAGAAACGGAGAUCAUGACAGAGGAAAAGCGUGGAUUAGAGCUGGAGAUCCAUGGCUCAGACUUAAAGAUCCAGGGUCUGGGGACAGAUCUUGGCGCUGUAGCCUGUGUGGAUGCAAUUGUAGCCGAGACAGACCACGACUACAUUAAGGUGGAACAUGGGGAGAUGCAUUGUUUCACUGGAGCCGAAAUCAAGACAACAGGAAGUGAGGCUCUACUGGGAGAGGUGCUACUUAAGACGGAAAGUGAGCAUGUUGUGAAAGUAGAGUCUGACCACGGUGGGGAGUUGACAGUGGAGUCCGAAAAUGGUGUAAUCAUUCAUGAAGCCCACGGCCUGCAGUGCAACGAAUGUGGGGAGAUUUUUGGCAGCAUAGCUGAUCUCCAUCAACACUUUGAGAUCCAUAAGGACCUCAACCCUUACAUCUGUGUCCACUGUGGUGAGAGCUUUGCUGUGGAGGCCAGCCUCAAACAACACAUGAAGAUUCACAUGAAAGAGAAGCCCUACGUUCCGCCAGGAGUUGAGAUCAUGGGCAAAGAUGUUAUUGAUGCCUUCAGCCUAAAGUCUCAUCAGAUGAUUCAUCUCCCUGACAAGCCACACAGAUGCUCAGAGUGCGGUAAGAGCUUCGCAGCUGCCAUCACCCUGAGGGAACACAUGAAGAUGCAUUCAGAGGACAAGCCAUACAAGUGCACCCAGUGUAGGAAGAGCUUUGUCCGCAGAAGGCAUCUGAAAAAGCACCAGGAGGUGCAUGCACGGGAGAAGCCAUACACCUGCGGUCAGUGUGGCAAAGGCUUUGCUACAACUUCCAACCUGAAGCAGCACCAGAAGACCCACGCAGCAGUUGUGCUUGGUGAUAAACCCCACCGAUGCACGCAGUGUGGCAAGUGUUUUGCAGCUGCUGCCACCCUGAGAGAGCACCAGAGGAUCCAUUCGGGUGAGAAACCCUACAAAUGCAACAUGUGCAGGAAGAGUUUCGUCCGCAAACGCCAUCUUAAGAAGCACCAGCAAGUCCACGCCGGAGGGAAGCCCUACACCUGCAGACAUUGCAACAAGGGCUUCAAUCACUCCUCUUCACUGUCUCGCCACCACAAAACCCACCUGCAGAAUCCAGUGUUUUCUCCACCUCAGCCUGGGAAACCCAUGUCUUAUGGCACUCCCCCAAAGCAGAGGGUGCACCAGCAGGGAGAUAAGCCCUAUAUGUGCCACCACUGUGAGAAGGGCUUUAAUCAUUCCUCUUCUCUGUCCCGGCACCAAAGAGUCCACUCGGAGGGAAAGAGCUACACCUGUGCUCACUGUGGCAAAAGAUUCAAUCACUCCUCCUCCCUUGCCAGGCAUCAGAGAGUUCACUUGGAAGCCAAACAGCAACAGCAGCAGCAGCCACAACCACCACAGCCGCAACCACAGCAGUACACCACCAUUCCCACAGGGAAAGGAUUCCCAAACAAUGCCUUCCCUAAACAGCGCAUCCUGUCUGUUGAUAAACCAUACAGGUGCUCCCAGUGUGGAAAAGGCUUUAACCAUUCAUCUUCCCUCUCCAGACAUCAUAGGAUCCAUGUAGAUCAGUGAGCACCCUUUCCAACUUUUACAUGCUGUCUCAUGCAAGCGCAAACACCCCUGCUCCCCCUGUCUAUGUUCUACCAAUGGUCCCAUCACUGAUAUCGCCACGCCACAGGAAACCCCAGGCCAACUUCUAAAGACAGCAGUGGUCGGGUUAGCACAUUGCUACAUUGAUGUGGAGCAGCUGAGAAUAAAUGGAUAGUAACACUCAAGUCUUCAAAAGGAAAUGGCUUGUCCUGAAGGACUUUGUAACCUAUAAUUCAGAGCUGAACCCGGGACUUUGUGCUCAGUAUGAAGAGGGUAUAAUAAUAGAUUCUGAAGGAGCCUCUGUUCUUGUUUGUGAUUGUGCUUCACUUGCUCCAGGACCUCUUUUUGAACACUUUUAAAGAAAAAAAAAAAUGUGAUUUGAAGAUCUACAUGAUUAAAAAUUGUUACCAGGAGAAGAUAUGCUUCACUCACUGGUUAGUCUUUUUGAUAGAAGAAUUCAGUUUAUGUACCUUCAGGUGGACAUGUGCUUUUCAGCUGCAACUUUAUUCAAAACUACCAACACAAUUGGUGAAUAAGAACUGUUGUCUCAAUUUUAUUUUUUUUUCACCCACAUAACCCUUGUGAAGCAAACAUGGAGAAUCCAAUGUAAAUACUUAAUGAUUUUCUUUUAUAUAUAUAUAUGUAUAGGUGACUAGUGUGCUGUUCCAAAAGAUUUUGAUAGUAAGAUCCACCUCGUCUCCACCUUUUUUUUUUCUCUCCCUUUUAUGACUAUAAUUUGUUUUACGUGUUGGAGAUAAAAAACAUGUUGCAGGUGUUCUCAUGCAGCCUGUUCUUGAAUUCGGGCUCCAUCCGACAUGAGCCGAUCUUGUAUAUUUAUAAGGUUCUUUUCUUGUAUGUCUACGAUGGGUAAGCACUGCUGCAUUGACUGUACAGAGAGCAAUACUCGCUGACACCCUGAUUCUAUUAUGACAUGCAAUUUAGCUAUUAGAAAAUGCAUAAUAGAAAAUAAAGACCUCCUGGGUAGCAUAUUACAACAUGUACUGUGUCCUAAUUAUUUACCGUGCAGUUUCCUCUGUACUCACGCACCAAAAUGUACACGAAAUGCAACAUCACACUUUGUUUAUUGCUUUGGAGACUAAUUCAAUGACCUGUGUAUAGAAUAUAGGCAACUCUUACUCAUGUUGAUCUUGCAAACUAUCACAAUUUGAUCUAAAAAAAAAAAAGAAAAGAAAAAUAAGGUUGUGUAUACUAAAGACUACACGAGAAGAAAAUCUCACUUUUACAAGAUUUUUCCGAAUUCCAAUGGAUGCGCUCUAUUUACUGUUCUGUGUAAAAUAUCUUUUACAAACUGAUGUAUUUUUUUAGAUAUGGCUUGGGUUAUAUGAAAGGGAAUGAGAGAUAUACAGUUUUUAUGGGAGUGAACAUGGUGAGCAAUAUUUUCUUUUCUUUUCAUUUGGAUAACAAUUGUGCUUCAAACUGUAGCAUAGGUUUCUUCCUUGUGUUAGAUAGGUGCCUUAUUGCAUGCUAUGUAGAAAUGUAUGCCGAGCUGUUAUUUGAGAAAAAAAAAGUUUGGGUUUUCAGGAGUCUUUUGUUCUUAUUCAUACUAACUUACCCUACAUUUUAAUUUGAUGUCACUGAUACCUAUUGCUUUUUUUUUUUAAUUUUAUUUUUUUGCUUUCAUGUAUAUUACCAUGCGUUUACACUGUUACGACCAUAUUGUCUUUUAUUUUUUUUUCCCUUCAUUAUUUUGUCAAUGGCCUCAUUGUAGAAAGAAAUUGUAAAUGAUCCAUAUAGGCUUCUCCUAGGGGCAAAUCCUGUAACACCUCUUCCCAGUUUCUGAGUGGCACAUAUAUGGAUAAAUAAAGGUUGUUGACUCUC
Messenger RNA from Acanthopagrus latus (yellowfin seabream), 4014 nucleotides. RefSeq lists its product as uncharacterized. Lineage: Eukaryota; Metazoa; Chordata; Actinopteri; Spariformes; Sparidae. The transcript is spliced from 2 exons. The coding region runs from base 499 to 2157 and encodes 552 amino acids. The record is from RefSeq and is a predicted model, not a curated record.